Saxophila tyrrhenica is the source of this 1113-nucleotide messenger RNA. RefSeq lists its product as uncharacterized. Bases 1 to 1113 code for a protein of 370 amino acids. Lineage: Eukaryota; Fungi; Ascomycota; Dothideomycetes; Mycosphaerellales; Extremaceae. The record is from RefSeq and is a predicted model, not a curated record. Gene Ontology annotation, molecular function: calcium ion binding. The transcript is spliced from 4 exons.
AUGGCCUACAAUCGCGGCUAUAACCCCGAUGCUCUACCUGCACACGCCGAACCCGAGCAGGCAGCGCAGAUGCUGAACCCAGGCAAGCCCUCCUCCAGCGCCGCGCCUCCACCUCGCCAACACUCCGGCUCGAGUCCUGCGAACUACAACAAGCCCGUGCCUCCGCCGCCAGGUCAGCAACAGGCUUACGGCCGCACACCACCUCCUCCCAGCGGAGGUUAUGGCUCGCAGCCUCCACCAUCUCAAAACUAUGGGCAGGCCUCAGGCGGCUACAAUGACUACAAUCGUGUAGCCUCCCCACGCUACGAGAACAACAACUCGCCUCGCUACGGUCAGCAGCCUCCUCCACAAAACUCGCAGCAGCAGUACGGCUACGGACAACAGCAGCAGCAAGCGCCUCCACCUCGAAACACCUACGGCUCGCCACCACCGCCUGCGAACUAUGGCCAAGCCCCGCCACCACAAUAUCACAACCGCCCGCCGAUACCUGAGCAGCAGCGACCGCCUACUGUGGCGCCGCCGAGAGAUCAGAAUGACCGCGAUGCGCUGUGGCCGCUUUUCUUGCAGGUGGACAAAGAUCGGACCGGGCAGUUGAGUGAAGCGGAACUGAGUCGAGCGUUGGUGAAUGGCGAUUACACUGCUUUUGACAUGCAUACUGUGCGGAUGAUGGUCCGCAUGUUCGACACCGACCGCUCUGGAACAAUCAACUUCGACGAGUUCUGCGGCCUCUGGGGCUUCCUCGCUGCAUGGCGCGGUCUCUUUGACAAAUUCGACCUCGAUCGCUCUGGCAACAUCUCCUUACAAGAGUUCCAGGACGCGCUGGUCGCUUUCGGCUACCGGCUGAGUCCGAACUUCGUCGCGUUGCUGUUUGGCACGUACGCGAAGAAGCAUUCGAGAGGCAGAGGGGAUGACGGCGAGCGGGAGAAGGUUUUGUCCUUCGAUCUGUUCGUGCAGGCGUGCAUUAGUCUGAAGCGGAUGACGGAUGUGUUUAAGCGAUUUGACACCGAUCGGGAUGGGUACAUUACGAUGAGCUUCGAGGAGUUCUUAACAGGUGCGCAAGGCCUCUUCCUCUUCAACUCCAUCUCUCCGCAGACGGACACGGGACUUUACUGA